CUCUCUCUUUGUGACUAUAAAUGUGUUCAAUCAGCUCUUUCAACUUCACUUCAAUUUGUCUACACGGUUUGGAACUGCAAAUGCUGUGUAGUUAACUAACAGAGUCUUUUCAUGGAGAACGGAUCGCUGGAGGUUGUUUCUUCAAAUGGGUCCGACCGGACCCCAAUCUGGAAGAUCGUCAUUGUGGCCUCAAUCGCUGCAGGAGUCCAGUUCGGAUGGGCCAUACAGCUCUCUCUACUGACUCCAUAUUCCCAACAACUUGGUGUCCCUCACGCAGCCUCUAACUUCAUCUGGCUUUGCGGCCCAUUAUCCGGCCUCAUAGUCCAACCCACCGUGGGGUUCCGUAGCGACCAUUGCACCUCCCGCUUUGGCAGACGCCGCCCUUUCAUUGUCGCCGGAGCAAUUUUCAUCGUCCUUGCAGUCCUCCUAGUUGGUUUCGCAGCUGACAUUGGCCACCUCGCCGGUGACAGUCUAAAACACCCUAUGAAACCUAGGGCAGUCGCAGUGUACGUGAUAGGGUUUUGGAUUUUGGAUGUGUCGAACAACAUGUUACAGGGUCCAUGCCGAGCUUUGUUAGCAGAUCUGUCCGGCGAGAAUCAUAAAAUGAUGAGGAAUUCAAAUGCGAUGUUCUCUUUCUUCAUGGCGGUAGGAAAUGUUCUCGGUUACGCAGCCGGUUCACGCGGCGAAUUACAUAAAAUGUUUCCGUUUUCACGAACAAAGGCGUGUGAUGUUUCUUGCGCGAAUUUGAAAUCGUGCUUCUUCUUGGACAUUAUUCUACUUACAGUAGUAACUACUGUGGCAGUUCUAUCAGUGAAGGAGCAAAAAUGGAGCGGAGAAGAUGAUAAAAAUACAAUGGACAAUGAAUCAAGAAAACGAAGACCACUGUUGGGCCAACUAGUGUCUACGUUCAAAGGACUAUCAAGGCCGAUGUGGAUUUUGUUGUUGAUUACUUGCUUUAACUGGAUAGCGUGGUUUCCAUGGGUAUUAUAUGAUACUGAUUGGAUGGGGAAGGAGGUUUACGGAGGAAAAGUAGGCGGGAAUGCAGAGGAGAAGAGGUUGUACGAUAGGGGUGUGCGUGCGGGGUCGUUGGGACUGAUGUUGAAUUCGGUGGUGUUGGCUCUGGCUUCUAUGGCUAUUGUGCCGGUGUCAAACUUGGUAGGUGGAGUGAAGAGGUUGUGGGGUGGUGUGAAUUUUGUGUUGGCAGUUUGUUUAGUUGGGACGGUUUGGGUUACAAAGGCUGCAGAGGGUUGGAGGGCUGAACACGGAAAUCAAGCCUUGAGGCCACCUCCGAAUUCUAUCAUGGGAGCCGCUUUGGGUCUCUUCUCUGCUUUGGGUGUUCCUCUUGCAGUCACUUAUAGUGUUCCGUUUGCAAUGGCAUCAAUAUUCUGUUCCAGCUCUGAAUCUUCUUCUUCUUCUUCUAAUGCUGGGCAAGGGCUUUCUCUGGGACUACUAAAUGUGUCCAUAGUGAUACCACAGAUGUUGGUGUCACUAGUGAGUGGACCAUUGGAUGCAGCAUUCAAUGGAAGUAACUUACCGGCAUUUGUGUUGGGAGGUGUGGCUGCUGCGGUUAGUGGGUUUCUUGCUCUCUUCAUGCUCCCAAAUCCACCACCAUCUACUCUUCUUCAAAACAACGUACUCCCCAGUGGUGGUCACUAAAUCCAUCGACUUGGUACAUGACAUUACUACUACUGUUAAUUAGUUCAAUUUUGGUUUCUUAGAUUUUGUAAUCUAAUUACCUUCUUCUUCAGGGCCUAAGGCCAUGCCAAUUGUUUUUAUGUUCUUACAGAGUGUCUGAACUUGUGUACCCUUUUUUUGGUGUAAUAUGUC
Tripterygium wilfordii is the source of this 1827-nucleotide messenger RNA. RefSeq names its product sucrose transport protein SUC8-like. Gene Ontology annotation, biological process: sucrose transport. The record is from RefSeq and is a predicted model, not a curated record. Gene Ontology annotation, molecular function: sucrose:proton symporter activity. The transcript has 4 exons. Bases 112 to 1656 code for a protein of 514 amino acids. NCBI's taxonomy places the organism in Eukaryota, Viridiplantae, Streptophyta, Magnoliopsida, Celastrales, Celastraceae. Gene Ontology annotation, cellular component: vacuole; plasma membrane.